GGAGUUGACACAUUGGUCUCUGCUGGGGAUAACUCAGCUUUCCAGGUUUUCAAGGUUGCAUGUGUUUCCUCCAGUGUUAUUUGGAGAAACUGUUUCUGUUCAAGAUAAGAUAAGACAAAGGGGGCUCUGUGGGUGGCUCAUGCCUGUAAUCCCAGCACACUGGGAGGCCGAGGCAGGCGGAUCACAAGGGCAGGAGUUCAGAGACCAGCCUGGCCAAUAUGGUGAAACCCCAUCUCUACUAAAAAUAGAAAAAUUAGCCGGGUGUGGUGGGUACCUGUAGUCCCAGCUAUUUGGGCGGCUGAGGCAGGAGAAUCACUUGAACGUGGGAGGUGGAGCUUUCAGUGAGCCGAGAUCGCGCUACUGCACUCCAGCCUGGGCGACUGAGCAAGACUCUGUCUCAAAAAAAAAAAAAAAAAAAAAAAAGAUAAGACAAAGGGAUGGGGGAGUGGCGUGUCACCUAAACCACAUGUGGACAGAUGAGGACUGGUGCUGGAGUUCAGAGUGAAACUAAUUCUUCUGAGUAACCUUACUCUAAAUAUUUUAGUGAGGUGACAGUGGAUAGUGGAAACAGGAGAUCGUGGAUCCUCCUUCAAAAAUGGAGGAUGGAAAGCCCGUUUGGGCGCCACACCCUACAGAUGGAUUUCAGAUGGGCAAUAUUGUGGAUAUUGGCCCCGACAGCUUAACAAUUGAACCCUUGAAUCAGAAAGGCAAGACAUUUUUGGCUCUCAUAAACCAAGUGUUUCCUGCAGAAGAGGACAGUAAAAAAGAUGUGGAAGAUAACUGUUCACUAAUGUAUUUAAAUGAAGCCACACUGCUCCAUAAUAUCAAAGUUCGAUAUAGUAAAGACAGAAUUUAUACAUAUGUCGCCAACAUUCUGAUUGCAGUGAAUCCAUACUUUGACAUACCUAAAAUAUAUUCUUCAGAAGCAAUAAAGUCAUAUCAAGGAAAAUCUCUUGGGACAAGACCACCUCAUGUCUUUGCAAUUGCUGAUAAAGCUUUUCGAGACAUGAAGGUGCUCAAGAUGAGUCAGUCUAUCAUUGUGUCUGGAGAAUCAGGAGCCGGCAAAACAGAAAAUACAAAAUUUGUUCUAAGAUACCUGACUGAAUCCUAUGGAACAGGUCAAGAUAUUGACGACAGAAUUGUUGAAGCUAACCCACUCCUAGAAGCCUUUGGAAAUGCAAAGACUGUUCGCAACAAUAAUAGCAGUCGAUUUGGGAAAUUUGUAGAAAUACAUUUUAAUGAAAAGAGCUCAGUUGUUGGAGGAUUUGUUUCACAUUAUCUCCUAGAGAAAUCUAGGAUCUGUGUUCAAGGCAAAGAGGAAAGAAAUUAUCAUAUCUUUUAUAGGUUGUGUGCUGGUGCUUCUGAAGAUAUUAGAGAAAAACUUCAUUUGAGUUCACCAGAUAAUUUUCGGUAUUUAAACCGAGGCUGCACUAGAUACUUUGCUAACAAAGAAACUGACAAACAGAUUUUACAGAACCGCAAAAGUCCUGAGUGCCUUAAGGCAGGUUCUAUGAAAGAUCCUCUGUUAGAUGACCAUGGUGAUUUUAUUAGAAUGUGCACGGCUAUGAAAAAAAUUGGUUUGGAUGAUGAAGAAAAGCUUGAUCUCUUCCGGGUAGUAGCUGGUGUCCUGCACCUUGGAAAUAUUGAUUUUGAGGAAGCUGGCAGCACUUCAGGUGGUUGUAAUCUGAAGAAUAAAUCUGCUCAGUCUUUGGAAUAUUGUGCUGAAUUACUGGGUUUGGACCAAGAUGAUCUUCGAGUAAGUUUGACCACAAGAGUCAUGCUAACAACAGCAGGGGGCACCAAAGGAACAGUUAUAAAGGUACCUCUGAAAGUGGAGCAAGCAAACAAUGCUCGUGAUGCCCUGGCAAAGACGGUGUAUAGCCAUCUUUUUGAUCAUGUGGUAAACAGAGUAAAUCAGUGUUUUCCUUUUGAAACAUCAUCCUAUUUUAUUGGAGUCCUAGAUAUUGCUGGUUUUGAGUACUUUGAGCAUAACAGUUUUGAACAAUUUUGCAUCAACUAUUGCAAUGAAAAACUUCAACAAUUUUUUAAUGAAAGGAUUCUGAAGGAGGAACAAGAACUCUAUCAAAAAGAAGGUUUAGGUGUUAAUGAAGUGCAUUAUGUAGAUAAUCAGGACUGUAUAGAUUUAAUUGAAGCCAAAUUAGUGGGAAUACUGGAUAUUUUGGAUGAAGAAAAUCGCCUUCCCCAGCCAAGUGAUCAACACUUUACAUCUGCAGUUCACCAAAAGCACAAGGAUCAUUUUCGACUCACUAUUCCCAGAAAAUCUAAGCUGGCAGUUCAUAGGAACAUCAGAGAUGAUGAAGGCUUCAUUAUCAGGCAUUUUGCGGGGGCAGUGUGCUAUGAAACAACCCAGUUUGUGGAGAAAAAUAAUGAUGCUUUACAUAUGUCUCUUGAAUCCUUAAUAUGUGAAUCCAGAGAUAAGUUUAUACGGGAAUUAUUUGAAUCAUCCACAAAUAACAACAAAGAUACUAAACAAAAAGCAGGAAAACUUAGCUUCAUCAGCGUGGGAAACAAGUUUAAGACACAGUUAAAUUUGCUUCUGGAUAAACUUCGAAGUACUGGAGCAAGCUUUAUUCGUUGCAUCAAACCUAACUUAAAGAUGACAAGCCACCACUUUGAAGGUGCUCAAAUUCUGUCUCAGCUUCAGUGUUCAGGGAUGGUGUCUGUUUUGGACUUGAUGCAGGGUGGUUACCCGUCACGAGCUUCAUUUCAUGAACUCUACAACAUGUACAAAAAGUAUAUGCCAGAUAAACUUGCAAGAUUGGAUCCAAGACUAUUUUGUAAGGCUUUGUUUAAAGCUUUGGGAUUAAAUGAAAAUGACUACAAGUUUGGGUUAACCAAAGUAUUUUUUAGACCUGGCAAGUUUGCAGAAUUUGAUCAAAUCAUGAAGUCUGACCCUGACCACUUAGCAGAGUUGGUUAAAAGAGUCAAUCACUGGCUCACAUGCAGUCGCUGGAAGAAAGUUCAGUGGUGCUCACUCUCAGUCAUCAAAUUGAAAAACAAAAUAAAAUAUCGAGCUGAAGCGUGCAUUAAAAUGCAAAAAACUAUCCGAAUGUGGCUUUGCAAGAGGAGACACAAACCUCGCAUUGAUGGCCUGGUUAAGGUGGGCACACUGAAAAAACGACUUGAUAAAUUUAAUGAGGUAGUCAGUGUGUUGAAAGAUGGAAAACCAGAGAUGAAUAAACGGAUCAAGGAUCUGGAAAUUUCCAUUGAUGCUUUGAUGGCCAAAAUUAAGUCCACUAUGAUGACGCAGGAACAAAUCCAGAAAGAAUAUGAUGCACUGGUUAAAAGCUCAGAGGAACUCCUCAGUGCAUUACAGAAAAAAAAACAGCAGGAAGAGGAAGCAGAAAGGCUGAGGCGUAUUCAAGAAGAAAUGGAAAAGGAAAGAAAAAGACGUGAAGAAGAUGAAAAACGUCGAAGAAAGGAAGAGGAAGAAAGGCGGAUGAAACUUGAGAUGGAAGCAAAGAGAAAACAAGAAGAAGAAGAGAGAAAGAAAAGGGAAGAUGAUGAAAAACGCAUUCAAGCUGAAGUGGAGGCGCAGCUGGCCCGACAGAGGGAGGAGGAAUCCCAACAGCAAGCAGUUCUGGAGCAGGAGCGCAGGGACCGGGAGCUGGCCCUGAGGAUUGCCCAGAGUGAAGCCGAGCUCAUCAGUGAUGAGGCCCAGGCCGACCUGGCGCUGCGGAGCUUGGAUUCCUAUCCAGUAACUUCUAAAAAUGAUGGAACAAGACCCAAAAUGACACCGGAACAAAUGGCCAAAGACAUGUCAGAAUUUUUGAGUAGAGGUCCUGCUGUACAAGCCACCAAAGCAGCUGCUGGUACUAAGAAAUAUGAUCUUAGUAAAUGGAAAUAUGCAGAACUACGUGAUACCAUCAAUACUUCUUGUGAUAUUGAGCUCCUGGCAGCUUGCAGAGAAGAAUUUCAUAGGAGACUAAAAGUGUAUCAUGCUUGGAAAUCUAAGAACAAGAAGAGAAAUACUGAAACAGAGCAACGUGCUCCAAAGUCUGUUACUGAUUAUGAUUUUGCACCAUUUUUGAACAAUUCACCUCAGCAGAACCCAGCAGCUCAGAUUCCUGCCAGGCAGCAGGAGAUUGAAAUGAACCGACAGCAACGCUUCUUCCGCAUCCCAUUCAUCCGCCCUGCCGACCAGUACAAAGAUCCUCAGAGUAAGAAAAAAGGCUGGUGGUAUGCCCAUUUUGAUGGACCAUGGAUUGCCCGGCAAAUGGAACUCCAUCCUGACAAGCCACCCAUCCUACUUGUGGCUGGUAAGGAUGACAUGGAGAUGUGUGAGCUGAAUCUUGAGGAGACUGGCCUGACUCGGAAGCGUGGUGCUGAGAUCUUGCCAAGACAAUUUGAAGAAAUCUGGGAACGCUGUGGAGGCAUCCAGUACCUUCAGAAUGCGAUUGAGAGCAGACAGGCUCGGCCCACCUAUGCAACAGCCAUGCUGCAGAAUCUGUUAAAGUAGAUGUUGCACACCAGCCUUGUAGCUGGGAGCCUUUGCCAUGGUACUUAGGUAGGGUGUGUGCCCCCAGAUUUGACCAUUCCAUAAUCAUGUUAGAGUUACUUCUAUAAAGUGAACAGAUUUUAUUAAUCAUGGCUUUUGGUGAAUUUGUUUAAGGUUAAUUACGGUAACAAAUUUUGGACCUAAAAAUUAUUUUUCUGUAUCCUGCUGUAAUUCCCAGAACUCUCAUUAUUCUCUAUUACACUUGGACACAUUCUGAUGUUUCUCAUCCUUUGCCAGAAGACUACCUUACAUCUAUCAUAAUUGUUCUCUAGGAAAAGAGAACUUUUUUCAAAAUUCAAACUACUUUUUAAGGAUGGCACAGUACUGUAUAACUGGAGUAAUAAAACAUGAGCUUACAGUCUUAUAAUAACUAAACCACUUAAAAUGAUCCAGGCACUAAUGUUUUGGUCUGAAAAGCUGUGUACUUUAUAGACAUUUUCAGACAUUUUUGGGAAUUUCCAUUAAAGGUGGAAAAUCUAUUUUUUUCCUCCUUUGCAGUGUCUUAGUUUGAAUGAAACACUUCUAAGUUCUAGAAUUCUAGAAAGAGCCUUAAUGUAUUUGAUAUAUUCUGUGAUAAGAGGUACUAAUAGUAUCCAGCACAGAUUUGCUUUUCUUUGCUAGCACAAUGUGUGUUGCUGUCAGAAUAUUCUUUUUAUAUUCCGUGGAAAAAUAAAGGAAAGUCAGAUUGUUUAAAUGCCUAAAAGUUUUGAGAUAAGUUUUUAGGUUUUAGGUGGCAUAGUGGCUUAACUGGACUGAAUUCAAAUAUUCUUUCAACUUCAUCUCAAUAGUGAUUUUUGUAUCAGAAUCUUGUCCAAGUUGUUUCAUUGAUUUAGUAAGCGUUCUGCUUCCAACAUCUUUCUUUUUAAGAAAUUCCUAGUGUCUUUUUUGGCCGUUGACGUUUUGGUAAUUGUAGACCUGUUUCAUAAGCUUUGUAAUUCAGAAGUCCUUGUAUUUAGUAAGUGCUUGUUUUACAUAACUGAUAAUUUUAAAAUGUUUUCCUUGUGUGCUGUUAGUAUUGAUUCAAAUGUCAGCUUUAAGCCUAAUAUUUAUGACUUUCACAUUUGGAAUUUAAAGACAAAAAUACAUCAAGGAGUUAUGCUGACAUAAUUCUAAGGAGUCUUGUUGUAUUUUAGAAUAAAAUUAUAAAGUAAAAUUAUUCUCUGUACUGCUUUUUUCUCCAGUUUUUAGAGACCCUAACCUUUGAAAUGAAAUUUCAGUGAUUUCUUUUUUCCCUAGAAAGAUUACCUCAGUUAGGGAAGUAUUUCCCAGCUGACUAGUGUUUGUGAGCCACAGACACUGUCUUCAGAAUUGCUUUUCUCAUGUCUUAGUAUAGAAAUAUUUAUUUAUUAUGAUACAUGCAAAUGAUUGUCAAGUUAAAUUAAAUGGUCGUGUCUGUGCUAUUAAUUGAGAAUGCAAAUGUGAUUAUCUUUUGAAGGCUGUAUUACUGCAUAGAUUCACCCACCCUUGGGUCAUUUCAUCUCUGUGAUUGGUAACAGAAGGUGUAGCUACUGAAAUAAAUGACCUAUUCUCUCUCUUCCA
Pongo pygmaeus (Bornean orangutan) is the source of this 6058-nucleotide messenger RNA. RefSeq names its product myosin VI (gene MYO6). Gene Ontology annotation, molecular function: ATP binding; actin filament binding; microfilament motor activity. The record is from RefSeq and is a predicted model, not a curated record. The transcript is spliced from 36 exons. Gene Ontology annotation, cellular component: actin cytoskeleton; plasma membrane; ruffle. Bases 596 to 4480 code for a protein of 1294 amino acids. NCBI's taxonomy places the organism in Eukaryota, Metazoa, Chordata, Mammalia, Primates, Hominidae. Gene Ontology annotation, biological process: inner ear auditory receptor cell differentiation; actin filament organization; inner ear morphogenesis.